Molecule: messenger RNA, 1877 nt
Organism: Carica papaya (papaya)
Lineage: Eukaryota; Viridiplantae; Streptophyta; Magnoliopsida; Brassicales; Caricaceae
Molecular function (GO): protein binding
Source: RefSeq, a predicted model, not a curated record
UUGUCUUCUGUCGGAUUUAUAAUAUCGUCCAUCUGUGCAGCUAAUUCUAACCCAAUUUCUCUCGGCCAUGGAUUCACCAGGACAGAUCAACAGUCCUACUACUACUACUACUACUACUAAUUCUAAUUCUGACUCCUCUUGUUUUUUCUGCAACGUGAAAGAGCCAGACCCAUCUCUGAGAAGACCUAAAAUUGCUCAAUUCUUCAAACAAAUCCCUAUCAGAGACGACCCAGAACUUGUCUUGGUCUUAAGCGGACUCUGGAACAUCGCCAUGAUUAACCCCGACGACUCUGAAUUCCCAUCUCUCGGCAUCUUCGACUCCAUGGCUAAACUCAUCCACAGAGGCGUCGACAACAAGAAAUGGCUUCGCAGAGAUCAGAAUAUUUAUAUUCCCUACUACGCAGCCCAUAUAAUCGGUUCUUAUACCAUGAACAAAUCUCAGUUAGCAGAAAAAGCUGUCGAGUCGGGAGUGGUUUUGGCCUUGAUGGAGCUUUUGAGAGGUAAAAUCAGCUGGGUUGAGCAGCGAGUUGCGGUUCGAGCACUGGGUCACCUUGCCAGCCAUGAGAAAACUUUUGAAGCUGUUGCUGUAUAUGAAGCAGAGCUUGUGAAACUAGCCAUGGAGAUUUCUUGCAGUUGUCUUGACGUGGUUUAUGAAAAGUUCAUCAGAGUGGAAUAUGGAAAAAGAUCGAAGUAUCACUGUGAUUUGCUCACGAGAGGACUCGGCGGUGUCGAGACAGAGAAUAAAAAGGCGGAAGAAUGGGCGAGCCAGCUUCAGUGUUGGUCUUUGUAUCUUCUAAAUUGUUUUGCAUGUAAGGAAAUGUCUCUUGAUCUUCUUUGCAACAAAGACUUUCUCAAAGUUUUGAGUGGAAUCUGGGGUGGAUUGGUAAAUAGAGCUUCACCCGGUGGAAUUGGACUGAUAAAAACCCUGUGUUGCACCAAAAUCGGAAGAGAAAAAAUUGCAGAUUUGAGAGAAGUCGUGGAUAGUCUCUGUAAUCUUUCAAGGUCUUCAGACGAUUGGCGGGAAAUCGCCAUUGAUUGUCUUCUGUUACUUCUUAAAGACCCAGAAACCAGAUUCCAAGUCAUGGAUACUGCAGCUUUGUUUCUCGUUGAUUUGGUCGAACUCGGAAAUCUUGGAGAUAAAAUCACGCAGGUUAUGUUACAGGACUUCCAUAAAAUAAGGUACGGUGACCUGAGGUUGAAGAACAAGGAAGCUGAGAAAGCAGUGAAAGAGAUAUGGGAUUUGAAGGUGGAGAGAAGAAGAAGAGAGAAUCUAAUGUCCGAUCGAGAGCUUAAAGAAAGAGAAUCCAUGGCGGGUGUUUUGAAACAGGAAGGAAACCAGAAGUUCUGGCCAGGUUACGUUGAAAAUUCUUUGGAAAUAUAUUCAGAGGCAUUGGAGUUAUGCACAGUGAAGAUGAGAAAAGAGAGAAUUGUUCUGCACAGCAAUAGAGCCCAGUGUUAUUUGCUGCUGAGAAAACCAGAGGCCGCCAUCAGCGACACAACGAGAGCUCUGUGUUUGUCAAGUUCAGGGCGUCCUCACGGUAAGAGCCUGUGGAGACGAUCGCAGGCUUAUGCCAUGAAAGGGUUUUCCAGAGAAAGCCUGAUGGAUUGCAUAGCGUUCAUCAAUGCACGAAUGAAGUCCGUGGAGAAGAAGAGAGUCAGGAUUCCAUACUACGCGGUGCAGAUGAUCAACAAGCAAAUGAAUGCCACGUGGCUGUUUGCAGCUGCAGAAUCUAAAAACUGCAGCAAAGAGAAAGUUGAAAAAUCUAAGAGAAAAAAACCACAGAAUCAAAAUCAAUUACCACGUAAUAGUUGUUUACAUGAAUAAGAACUUCCUGAUCUAACGAGCGAAAGUUUUACAUCUUAUAAAUUUAAUCUCU